AUGCCCAAGCGCAAGUACACCGCGUUCGACGUCGCGGCGUCCACGGCGGCGAUACGACGCCUCGCCCUCGGGUGCGCGCUCGCGAACGCGCGCGACGUCGACGGCGAAGGCGGCGACGCGGUGAUGAUGACGUUCAAUCGCCCAUCGCGCGACGGCGACGGCGUCGAGUCGCGCGCGCGCGUGCGCGUGGUGAUCGACCCGUCGUCGCGGGCGCACGUGACGUCGUACGCGCGCGCGCGCGAUGGGACCCCGAGCGCGUUCGUGAUGGCGGUGCGACGGGCGGCGCGCGGGAAAAAGUUGCGGGACGCGCGGCAGUUGGGACGCGACCGCGCGAUGGAUUUGACCUUUGGCGCGGGCGACGGCGCGUGUCACGUCAUCGUUGAACUGUUUGGACGAGGGAACGUGAUCGUGACGGAUGCGAAUUAUACCGUCGCGCGGGCGCUUCGGACGCGUCGGGACGACGAUGUGAAGACGCGGGUCGAGGCGAAUCAACCGUAUUCGCUCGCGCGGUUUCACGCGUGGCGACCGUACGGAAAGGCGGAUGUGGUCAGCGCGUUGGCCACCGCGCGCGUGGUCGCGGGUGAUGGCGAGUUGGGGGUGGAGGAUGUGACGGCGGUGGACGCGCGGCGGCCGGCGACGCUGCGCGAGGCGCUGUGUCGAGCGUUCGGGUACUCGCCGCCGAUCGCCGAGCACGUCGCGCGCGCGGCGGGCGUGCUCGACGGAUCGAACGCGGCGUUGCCGUUUGCGGACGACGUGCGCGAGCGGUACGUCGAUGGGCUCACGCGCGCGAUUGAGGACAUCGAGAGCUGGUUCGAGGGGGUCACCACGGGGAAACGCGUCGCCGACGCGCCGAGAGUGUACACGAAGAUGGACGCCAAGGCGGACGGCACGGAUGAGAUCGAGGUCGUGGAUGAUUUCGCUCCGUUUGAGCUCAAGCAAAACGAGGGACGGCGGACGAAGACGUACGAACUGCCGAAAGGUUUGGAUCCCGCGCUCGCGUUCGAUCACUACGUGGACGAGUACUUCAACGAACUCGAUUCGCAAUCCGUCAUUUUACAACGUCGCAAGGCUGAAGCGCAGGCAAUCGCAAGGCUCGAAAAGACGCUGCGGGAUCAAAAGAAUCGAGUCGAACAGCUCGAGCGCGAGCGCGAGCUGGAGGAACAGCGCGCGGUGUUGAUAGAGUAUAAUCACGAAGCCGUGGACGUGGCCAUCGAGGCGGUGAAUUCGGCGCUCGCGAGCGGAAUGUCUUGGGAUGAGUUGGAGGCGAUGAUUAAGGAGGAGCGGCGACUCGGGAACCCGGUGGCGGGAAUGAUCAAAUCCAUGGAUUUAGCGAAUAACGAGAUCACGAUCACGCUGGAGAAUCACCUUGACGAACUCGGCGAGGAUGAGGACGCUUUGGGGAAAAAGAAACGCGUCGCCGUGAGCGUAGACUUAGGAUUGAGCGCGCACGCCAACGCGUCGGUUCGAUUCGCGGCGAAGAAAAAGAACGCGGAUAAGUUUGAAAAGACGCUCAACGCCCAGAACAAGGCUGUCGCUGCCGCGGAGUCGAAGAUGAAAUCCGCGAUGGAGCGCGCGGCGAACGUCGUCGUCGCUACGCGCGCGAGACAGCCGCUCUGGUUUGAAAAGUUUCACUGGUUCAUCACGAGUGAAAACUGUUUGGUGAUUCAGGCAAAGGAUGCGACGCAGGCGGAAAUGAUUUUAUCGCGAUACGCCCUUCCUGGCGACGCUUUCGUGCACGCGGACGUGCCGCAGGCGCCGGUGACCGUCGUCAAGCCGCCGCCGGGAUCGGACGUCAGAGCGGUGCCGGCGUACUCCCUCGUCCAGGCUGGCGCGGCUGUGAUGUGCCGAAGCGGAGCGUGGUCCUCUCGCGCUGUAAAGUCGGCGUGGUGGAUCCCGAUCGAGCGCGUGAGCAAGAUCUCUCCCGUCGCGGGCGAUGCCUUACCCCCGGGAGUCGUGCACGUGGCGCACGCGGAGAAACAAUUUCUUCCGCACACGCAGCUCGUCAUGGGGUUUGGGCUCAUGUUCGUCGUGAGCGAAAAGUGCGAGGAAGCGCACAAGAAUGAUCGUUUGAUUCGAAGCGAUUUCAAUAUUCUUUUAGAUGAGGAAAACGAGGAAGAGGACGAAGAGGAGGAGAAGGAAAUUAGCGGCGGCGACGAUUCAGAGUCUGUCGAAAACGAGGAUAAAGAGGUGGACAAGCUCGCAGCCUUCUUAGACGGUGCCGUGGGAUUCGCGGGAGAGGGUGUGGAAGGAAAGGACAGCGACGACGUUGACGGUGACGAUGACAGAGAGCGGGACGACGGCGGCGACGGCGUCGAUGGCGACGCUGUGCGAUAUCGCGCGCCUCAAAAGGCGCAGCAACCGUCCUCGUCGGGACCUCGCAUGUCCGCCAAGGAGCGAAAGGCACAGAAGAAGAAGAAACAAAAUAGAAGCGGUCGCGAUGAUUCGGACGACGACGACGACGAUUUCGUCGACCCACUCGCGGCGUUAGGGGGUGGGAACAAAAAGGCGGCAAACAAGGAUCGCGCCGACGGAUCGAGCGCCAAUAAGCCUGCGCCGCGCGGCAAGGCGGCGAAACUCAAGAAGAUCAAGGCAAAGUACGCAGACCAAGACGAAGAAGACCGUGAAUUGGCGAUGAAACUCCUCGGCGCCGAAGGUAGGAAAAAGUCUGCCGGAAUGACGAAGAAAGCCGCGCGAAUGAAGGAAAAGGCGGCGAACGAUUUCGAGGAGCGAAAGCUCACAAAGCCUCAGGUCCCGAGCGCCCCGGAGCCGGCGCCGCCAAAGUGGAAGAGAAAUGAGAGCGCCGCCGAUAUGAGCGCCGACGUCGACGUAGGCGAGGCCCAGCCCAAGGUCGAGAUGCCGCUCGAGGAGCGAUUGAAGAUUGAGUCGGAGCGACUCUCGAUUAUCAAUCGAAUCGUCGCCUUCCCGCUCCGCCACGACGAGAUCGAGUACUGUCUCCCGGUGUGCGCCCCGAUCGCCGCCACGAACGGUCUGAAAUACCGCAUGAAGGUCACCCCGGGCGCGCAAAAGAAGGGCAAGGCGGCGAAACUCGCGAUGGACAUCCUUCUCCGCGCCCCGUUCGCCACCAAGGAUGAACUCGCCGCCGCGCGUCUGGUAAACGACGCCGACACCGCCGUGUCUGCCUCCCUCCGGCUGCAAGAUCUCCAUGCCACCCGGUGCGGCGAAGAUUCUAUCUCAAAAUCGUGCCGUCGGCAAGGCCAAGGGCAAGAAGUCCAAGCGAUGACGCCGACGCGUCGUGUAACGAUUCGCGACGAUUCGCCUCGCGGCACUGCGCGCCUCCGAUCCCACACGCGUCCCCCGAUGUCGCUCGCGUCGUCGUCCGCGCUCCGCCCAACCACCUCGGCGCCGUCGCGCGCGUCGACGCGCGAACGCGUCGUCGAUCGCGCGCGCUCGACGUCGAUUCGUCGUCGUCUCGCCGUCUUAUCCACGACGAAUGAAAUCUCAACGCGCGCGCGACGGACGUCCGCGCCGCGCGCGCGCGCGCGCGCGUCGGCACUCGCGGACCCGCACGGGUUGAGCCCCGAUCGCGCCGCGGUCGUCGGGGCGGAUCCGGAGGCGUACUCGUGGACGAAACAGUGGUACCCGGUGGCGGUGUGCGACGUGCUGGACGAAACGAAACCGCACGCGACGCAAUUACUCGGGGUGGACUUGGUGGUGUGGAAGAAUGGUACGGGAACGUGGAGUGUGUUCGAAGAUAAGUGUCCGCACAGGAUGGCGCCGCUGACGGAGGGGCGAGUGGAGAGCGAUGGGACGUUGUUGUGCGCGUAUCACGCGUGGCGGUUCGACGGCGACGGGAACUGCACGGCGAUGCCGCAGGCGUCGAGCGCGGAGGAAGAGGCGAGAGUGAAAGCGAACGAGAAGUCGUGCGCGUUCAAGCGGCCGAGUAUGGUGGCGCAAGGGUUGGUUUGGGCGUGGGGUGAGAGCGGGCCGGAGGCGGAGAUGGAGAGCGCGAUGACGCCGCCGCUGCUCGUGCCAGAGAUUGACGGCAUCGGUAAGAGCGGGCGCGCGGCGUGCGGUGGAUUCAGAAACCACUGGCAGGUGCGGGAUUUGCCGUACGGGUGGAACGCAUUCUUCGAGAACGCGAUCGAUCCCGCGCACGCGGUCGUGAGCCAUCACACGCUCGUCGGGUCGCGAUACGACGAUCCUGCGGGUUUCCAGUGCGUCGUCGAGCGUCCUGUCACCUCGGCCGGUGGGUUCCGUUGCGCCAUCGAUCCCGCGGUACCGCCGUUCAACACGAUCGGGAAGUACGACGCCGAGACGUCGUACGAUUUCCAACCGCCCGCUUUACUCAAGAUUGACUGGCGACACGAGGGCGGCCGAUUCCUCACCUCGCACUACUGCACGCCGACGCGACCGGGCUGGUGCCGGCACUUUGUCGUGACGAUCGCGCAGAGACGUCACGAAAAAGGUGACGCGAUUCGUCAGCACCGCUGGUUCAAGUUGAACCUGUUCACGCUCACCUCCCCAGCCUGGCUCACGCACGUGUUGGGGCCGACGUUUUUACACCAAGACAUGGUUUUGUUGCACCAGCAAGAGAAGAUAAUCGCGCAAGGGGAGGGGCAAAAGUUGGCAGAAAAAUGGAAGGAGCAGGUCUUCACGCCCACGACGGCGGAUAAGAUGACCAUCUUCUUCUACAAGUGGUUUGAGCGUAACGGGCCGAUUCCUUGGGUCGGCGACGCGUCGAUGCCGCCCAUCGAACGCGACUCGAGCAAGCUCUUUGACACGUACGAGAUGCACACCAAGUACUGCACGCACUGCCAAGGCGCGCUGCGGAACACCGAGAUCGCGAUGUACGGUACGGGCGCGGUGGCGGUCGGAAAAUUGUUCUGGGUAUUCGCGUCCGUCGUCUACGCGAGCGCGGCGCUCGGGGCGGCGACGAACGGCGGCGCGGGAUUGAACGCGCUCGAGUUGGUAAAAUCCCUCGACGGGAGCGUGUACUCUGAUUUGUUUUCAUCAUUUAGUCUCGGCGCGACCGCAUUCUUCUUGUGGGGAUUCGCGCAAAUGUUCCGAACGUACCCGUUUUCGCACUCCGAGGACGACAUCGUCAUGGAGGGAACGGCGAAGAUUGGUCUGUCGAACGACGGUCCGAGCGCGUACAUCGACUUUGUGGAUCGAACGCUCUUCGACAGGAGCAAAGAUUCGAGCCAAGGGCACAACCGCGGGUGCGAGUGCUCGACGUGCUCGCCGCACUUUAAGGAUUUGAUUAAAUCCACGAUGCUCGCCAGGGCGAAAAACGGCGAGGCGGAGACGGAGACGGAGACCAAGACGGAGGAAGUUCCGGUUAUUUCGCGGUAA
Ostreococcus tauri is the source of this 5313-nucleotide messenger RNA. RefSeq names its product Fibronectin-binding A, N-terminal. The record is from RefSeq and is a predicted model, not a curated record. Gene Ontology annotation, molecular function: 2 iron, 2 sulfur cluster binding; ribosomal large subunit binding; chlorophyllide a oxygenase activity. Gene Ontology annotation, biological process: rescue of stalled cytosolic ribosome; ribosome-associated ubiquitin-dependent protein catabolic process. The transcript has a single exon. Gene Ontology annotation, cellular component: RQC complex. Lineage: Eukaryota; Viridiplantae; Chlorophyta; Mamiellophyceae; Mamiellales; Bathycoccaceae. Bases 1 to 5313 code for a protein of 1770 amino acids.